GACACAGUUGGAGGCAUGGAGAUCAUUUUUCUCUCUCAAGGCACAGUUCAGCAGGGCAGACUCUGUAGUCUUCAUGACUGCAUCAGUCCCUAAUGGCAAAAGAACCCUAGUCCAGGAGUCCUGAAGCUGCUGAUGUGGAAGGAAGUCACAUUUGGAAAGCACACAUCCAGGGGCUGUGCCGCUCAGAGGUAGGCAGUGGCUGCCUUCUGCAGUCAGCACAGAUCUGGAGCUGACUCUUGGGCUGACCUCUGUGCGUGAGGCAGAGUCACUAGUGCUGGAGUAGACCCCACACCCACUGGCUGAUUCACCAGGGACAUGUCAAUGGCAGCCUCUGUGCAAAGGCCCCCCUCCCUGCUGCCUUCUCUACUCUAUCGAGUGGUUAGGUACGAGGUUAGCCUAGUGCUGCAGGCUUGGGGUCCCCAGAUGGAAGACUCCAGGCCAGUACUAAUGCCUGGACUAUCACAUGUCAGACUGGACAUGGUGCUCAUCCUCAUACUGAUUUGCCUGCCAGGACUAUGCUGUGACCCGGGAGCAGUAUAUUACUCUUCCUAUGAAACAGUCAUUCCCAGGAGUCUGGCCGUGCAGGGCAGGCAUGAAGAUCCAGUGGAAAAGGCAUCCUAUGUGCUCUUGAUGCAGGGCCAGAAGCAACUGAUUCACCUCAAGGUGAAGAGAGAGUAUUUUGUGAAGGACUUUCCAGUCUUCAGCUACCACAAUGGCAUCCUGGGCCAAGAAAUGCCAUUCAUCUCACAUGACUGUCACUAUGAAGGCUACAUAGAAGGAGUCCCGGGCUCUUUUGUUUCUGUCAGCACCUGUUCAGGUCUCAGGGGCAUCCUGGUUAAAGAGGGAACAUCGUAUGGCAUCAAGCCCCUGGAGACUUCACAACGGUUUGAACAUGCCUUGUACACCGUGGCACGGCAGGCUCGAGCCUCCUGUGGCGUCUCUGCCAAAGGCAGCCAGGCAGUGCCCACCAGCAGGCAACAAGAGCACAGGAAGCCCAGCAGCGCAGAGGUGCUGUCCUCCCUGUGGACACGCACCAAGUACGUGGAGAUGUUUGUCGUGGUCAACCACCAGCGGUUCCGGAUGUGGGGCAGUAGCAUCAACGAGACAGUCCAGAGAGUGAUGGACGUCACUGCCCUGGCCAACAGCUUCACCAGGGGCAUCAACACAGAGGUGGUGCUGGCUGGAAUGGAGAUUUGGACCGAGGGGGACCUCAUAGAGGUUCCAGAGGACUUGGGAGUUUCGCUGAGGAAUUUCAAUAGCUGGAGACAAGAGACGCUGUCGGCUCGGGUGAAGCAUGACGUCGCCCACAUGAUUGUCGGUCAUCAUCCUGCAGGGGCCAUGGGCCAGGCGUUUCUCAGUGGCGCCUGCUCACGAGGCUUUGCGGCAGCUGUUGAAUCCUUCCAUCACGAAGACGUCCUCCUCUUUGUGGCACUCAUGGUCCACGAGCUGGGGCACAACUUGGGUAUUCAGCAUGACCACCCUGCCUGCAUUUGUAAGGAUCAACACUUCUGCCUCAUGCAGGACAGCAUCACUCCGGGAAGUGGUUUCAGCAACUGCAGCUCUGACUACUACUAUCAGUUCCUGAGGGAACACAGAGGGGCCUGCCUGUUUGACAGGCCUCAGCACAAAAGCCGCAGGCGUAGGAGUGCCGUGUGUGGAGAUGGUGUGGUGGGGGAUGAUGAGCAGUGUGACUGUGGGCCUGACUGUGGCAAUCACCCAUGCUGUGACAAAACAUGUAAGCUGAAGGAAUUUGCUCAGUGUACAUCUGGAUCUUGUUGCACUAGUAAUUGUGAGCUGGAAGCAAAGGGUGUUACCUGCCGUCCUUCUCAUGGAAUUUGUGACCUCCCAGAAUAUUGUGAUGGUGUCUCUGAUAAAUGUCCUGAAGACAGUUACAUGCUAGAUGGUAGUAAGUGUGUUGGAUCUUACUUUUGUAUCAGUGGUGUUUGUGUAGAGCCUGACAGUCAAUGCAGAAAGAUUUAUAAAUUACCUGCAACCUCAGCUCCACCAGAUUGUUACAAAGUAUUUAACUCAAAAGGAAACCGGUUUGGAAACUGUGGUCUUCCCUCUAGUCCUGGUGACUCAUAUGUUAAGUGUACAGAUGAAAACAUGAAGUGCGGGAAAGUAAUAUGUACAGGUUUUGAAUAUCUACCAGAACUGAAAGUCAAUCAAUCAUUACUUCAGGUACCUUUCCAAGGAAACUACUGCUGGAGUAUGGAUUUUUAUACCUCCACUGAUAUCCCUGAUGAUGGAGAUAUGCUUUCUGGCACUUACUGUAAUGUGGACAAAGUCUGUAUUAAUAGUUCUUGUUCUGCAAACACUUUGUUCAGUGAUGAUUGUGAGCCAUCAGUAAUGUGUAAUGGGAAAGGAGUUUGCAACAAUUUAAAGCAUUGUCAUUGUGACUAUGGCUUUGCUCCCCCUGACUGCAAACGAAAAGGAACUGGGGGUAGUAUAGACAGUGGUUCCCCCUCUGACAGACCAAAACCAGGUACAACUAAUACAACUAAUACAAAUACUCAAAAAACUAAGGAUAAAUUUUUAGACCUAGCAUCUUUAGGUAUCAUUAUCGCUUUGCUUGUCAUACUGCUUAUACUUGUAGUUAUCUGCAUUGUAUGUUCUCGUACAUCUUCAAAAAAACCUCAAAAGCCCACAAAAGCAGGAGAGACUGUCCCCAAAGAAGCUGCCCCCAAGGAGGCUGCCCCAGCGGAGGCUGCUCCAGUGGAAGCUGCCCCCAAGGAGGCUGCCCCAGCAGAGGUUGCCCCAGCAAUGGCUGCUCCAGCGGAGGCUGCCCCAGCAGAAGCUGCCCCAGCAGAGGAUGUUCCAGAGGAAGAAGAAGAGGAAGAGGAAGAGGAAGAGGAAGAAGAGGAAGAGGAAGAAUCAGAGUCAUAAAACAAAUAGUGAAAGGACAAAAGCAAAUAUAUGAAAUACUGCAAACAUUUAGGAUAAAUGAGACAUUCAAUGAAACAAAGGUUAAAGGGAAUUUGAUCAUUCUAGUGGCUCUGCUAGGACUAUACAGUAUAUAAAAAUAUUAUAAUGUGGGAGGAGGGAUUCUCCUACUUUUAUUACUCACAUUAGUAACUAAAAAAUUUAUCAAAUUUAUUAUUGUAAUACUUCCUACUUUUUCAAAUUUCAAUUAAACUUUUCAUAUGCAUUUUUUUUACAUGAAUGCUCUUAUCUCUAACCAGUUUUUCUAGUCACUAGAAACUUUUUCCAGAGUAGGCCAUCUUUCAUCCAAGUUGUUGAAUAUACAAUAAUGUAUGUAUCUGAGUUUAUUGCUAUCUCUUGGAUUUUUCAAGUAAUAACUACCUGGUACGUGAAGACAAUAUGUUUAUAGCAAUUGUUCUAAUUUCCAUUCAUGAAAUGAGAAGUUUCUAAAUCCAAAAAUAAACUAGAUACUUUCUAGAU
Messenger RNA from Erinaceus europaeus (western European hedgehog), 3402 nucleotides. Its product is annotated as disintegrin and metalloproteinase domain-containing protein 1a-like. The record is from RefSeq and is a predicted model, not a curated record. Gene Ontology annotation, cellular component: plasma membrane; sperm head plasma membrane; external side of plasma membrane. NCBI's taxonomy places the organism in Eukaryota, Metazoa, Chordata, Mammalia, Eulipotyphla, Erinaceidae. The coding region runs from base 316 to 2886 and encodes 856 amino acids. Gene Ontology annotation, biological process: male gonad development; proteolysis; binding of sperm to zona pellucida. Gene Ontology annotation, molecular function: metalloendopeptidase activity. The transcript has a single exon.